CACUCAUUUGCCUUGCAACUUCCUCCAUAAUCAAGAAUUUAAUCUCUUCUUUUGUUCAGUCCAUUUCAUGGCUUCUAACCAAAAAUCAAUCCAUGGUACAAAAUUUCCUUUCCACGUCCAAGAAAUGGAAAGACAAAUGAAUCUUGAGCCACAAGAAAAGGAGUUCGACUACUCAAAACGAUCCCAAUGGCUUCGUGCGGCCGUCUUGGGAGCUAACGACGGAUUAGUUUCCACUGCGUCGUUGAUGAUGGGCGUUGGAGCCGUGAAACAAGACAUCAAGGCCAUGAUCUUAACCGGCUUUGCCGGUUUAGUGGCUGGAGCAUGUUCGAUGGCUAUCGGAGAAUUCGUAUCCGUUUACUCGCAACUCGACAUAGAAGUGGCUCAAAUGAAUAGAGAGAAAAGAAGCGAUGUUUCCGUAGAGAUGACGAAAGAAGAAGGACAAGAUGGAGAAAACGACGAGAGUUUACCGAACCCGGUACAAGCUGCUGCAGCAUCCGCCCUAGCAUUUUCUUUGGGUGCAAUCGUACCAUUAUUGGCUGCAUCAUUUAUUAAGGAGUACAAGGUGAGAAUUGGAGUAGUGGUGGCAGCGGUAACCCUUGCUCUGGUUGUAUUUGGGUGGUUAGGGGCGGUGUUAGGGAGGGCACCGUUGGUCCGGUCGGCUGCAAGGGUUUUGAUUGGUGGCUGGCUGGCCAUGGCCAUAACAUUUGGUUUAACAAAGUUGAUUGGUGCUAGGGGCAUAUAAAUUAACUGGCUGGCCAUGGCCAUAACCUUGUCAUUGGUUAUUAAAGAUCUUUUUAUGUUUAAAGAACUAAAUUUUACUUUUUGUACUUCGAUUUAAAAUUGUUGUGGUCACCAGUUAUCAUACUUUGUGAUUUUAUGGUUUGAUGAAA
Messenger RNA from Olea europaea var. sylvestris, 890 nucleotides. RefSeq names its product vacuolar iron transporter homolog 2-like. Gene Ontology annotation, biological process: intracellular manganese ion homeostasis. Gene Ontology annotation, molecular function: iron ion transmembrane transporter activity; manganese ion transmembrane transporter activity. Bases 68 to 742 code for a protein of 224 amino acids. Lineage: Eukaryota; Viridiplantae; Streptophyta; Magnoliopsida; Lamiales; Oleaceae. The transcript has a single exon. Gene Ontology annotation, cellular component: membrane. The record is from RefSeq and is a predicted model, not a curated record.